AUGCCUCCCUCCACCGCUUAUAAUUUCAAAUGGCAAAUCGGUGACGACUCCUCCAAAGUCUUGGACAUUUUGCAAUUGUCACCCACGAAUGAUGUAUCCUUUGGCAGAUUUGUACUCAAAGAACCUCCUCCAGAGGAUGAAUUGCUGUUACGAAAUAUAUUGCAAGUAUUUCAACAUUGUUCCCAACAUGAUAUCGUCUGGGAUUGGUUGGAUGUCACCAUGGAGUCGGUGGGAAUGAUGAGCUUUCACUUUUUGCGGCCCCUCUUGUUUGCGGCCAAUUCCAUGGGGAUUGUUCGACGGGUGGCCAUCCAAGGGGAUGCGACACCGAUCAAUGCUGGAGAACCGCUUCCGACUCAUGAAUUCUUUUUGGCGGGAAGUUUGCUGAAUCCCAGACUGGAAGUUUUGGAAAUUGUGGCCAAUCGGGAGGGUGGAUUGGUGCCAAUGGGGGAUUACCGUGCUUUAUGCGAAUUGCUGCAAACUACCAAAUCUUUACGACGACUCAAGUUGGAUCGAGUCACCAAUUUUGAAGUAACAUUGCUAUGUCAGGGCUUGCAAGAGAACAAGACGCUACGAAAAUUGUCCCUCUCGUUUGUACAAUGCGACGUUCCGGAUGCCUCCAUUGCCAAUGUAAUACAAUCCCUCAACGAUCAUCCAGAACUAAGGUAUUUGACAAUUACCUCCAGUGGGCAGUUUGGGCCGUUGUCCUCCACAGCCCUCAAGAUGCUGCUUUCCUCCAAACCCUGCAAGCUCAAAUCUUUAUCACUCCAGGGAUUCGAGUUCUUUGAGCUGGAUACGACGAGUGGGACACUCAACACAGAAGAUCUACUGGAAGGAAUACAGGCAAAUAGAUCCUUGAAAAACGUAUUGAUUGGGGAUGCCUUGGAUGGGGACAUGUUCUUUUCCAAGUUCUUUCAACUGCUGGGAGAGUGUCCCUGGCUGGAAACCUUGCAUUUGUGGGAACCAAACAUUACCAACCAAGACUUGGAAUCAGUACUAUCCGAACAAGUCCAAAGAUUAGAACGAUCGGUGGUGAUUGGGUUGGGGUUUCCCGUCUUGGAUACCUUGGAAAAGACUCUGACGCAAGUAUUGACGAAACAUCAAGAAAUUCGCAUGGAACACGAAGGAUUCCUUGGAAAUCCUUCCUUUGUCCACUUGUGUCAAUGGAAUUGGUAUGGCAGAUAUCUCAUGGACAAGCCAGACUUUCCCCUUUCCAUGUGGCCAGUGGUAUUGAAGAAGGCGAAUCAAAAGCCAAAUGUCAUUUAUGAAUUCCUCAAGGGUCCUGCUUUUGCGGCCCGACAACCAUAUCACAGAUGA
Cylindrotheca closterium is the source of this 1314-nucleotide messenger RNA. The record is from the annotation of a GenBank genome assembly. Lineage: Eukaryota; Bacillariophyta; Bacillariophyceae; Bacillariales; Bacillariaceae.